AACCUCAUUAGACCGUACGAGGUUUAUGUAGACUUUACGGUAACCAACCGGCUGUUAUUAGCGUAAUUACGGUAAAUAUCCGGUCAAACAUGGCGCUGCUCUGUGCAAGCUUGCGUACUCAGAUGUCUCUUUUUCGACUGUGUGGUCUCGGUACAGUUAGGAUAACUAAUGGUCUUUAUUCUCCUUACGUGUCCUGUCAGUCCAGGUUGCCCCUGUGCAGAUACUUCUCAACGUCUAGAGACAAACGAGGUAUUGGUAGAUAUUUGGUCUCCAGCCUCGAGAGGAUAAAUAGAAAAUAUGAAGAUUUCCUCAAAAAGCGAGUUCCCCGCUUUUUUCUGCUCUACCGCACUUUUGUGGAAGGAUUCAAGAUACUGUUCCGAGACAUCAAAGAUGUGAGGAGGAUAAAAGCAAAGAUGUCCUCUGAACGAGUAAAGUUUCAAGAUCUGCCCUACAGGGACAUGGAGAAACUCAGACAGUUUCGCAGAGACUUGAUCAAGACUGUUCCACUGAUAGUGAUAUCCAUCCCUCCUUGUGUCAACUACCUGGUUUUUGUCUUCAUGUAUUUUUUCCCCCGUCAGCUCCUGAUUCCUCAUUUCUGGACUCCCGGGCAGAUGGUAGAGUUUCAAAAACAGUACCAUUCCCUCAGGGCCCAGCAUCACUGGCCAGUGCUCAAAGGGCUUGAGAAUGCAAGUCGUCAGGUCAAAAACGGUCAGCUACAAAGUUUCCUCAAGGACCUGUGUGCUAAAGUGCAAAGUGGAAAAAACCCUCAAGUGUCAGAAGUCCUUGCCGUUCGAGGCCUGUUCUCGGGACCCCCUCUGAGCAUAAAGAAGAUGAGUGUGGAUCAAAUGAGACACCUCAGCCCCCUGCUUUUCCUGACGCCUCACCUCCCGGGCUUCCUGAUUGGACGUCGGUUGAACAGACAUGCCCUGGAGCUGCUCCAGCUGGACCGGGCCCUCAGCAGGCUGGGCCCUCAUCAGCUUAGUGAGUCUGAACUUAGACAGGCUUGUUUUGUAAGAGGGCUCAAUUCUUAUAGUCUUGGCGUAAACGAGUGUCGCGAGUGGUUAUCCAAGUGGCUUCAGGUGUCCUCCUCACUGAAAGAUUCAGAGCUGUCGCUGCUUUUGCACAGCAUUGUGUUUCUCUCUGCCAACUACCCAAAAGAUCCCAGCCGACACUGAGGGGAAGCCUGAAGCAAUCUCCUCCGCUGAUUAUGUUCUCUUUUGUGCACUGGGCAGCACAAUUUCCUGAAAGCUGUCAAUGUCUUGUUUUUGUCAAGGAAAAAACACAUUUCAGAAUUCUUCUUGGCAAGAUUUUGAGCUUUAAGAAAAAAAAGAAACUGUCUUAGCCCAAAAAUCAGAGAAGGUUUGCAGUAAAGAGAAGGAUCCCCUUAAUUUUAGACGCCUUAGAACUGUCCUGUUUGCCAAUUAAAGUUCCAGUGUCAGCUAUGAACAGCAAAAAACACCAUCAACAACACACUCAGAUGUUUACAAAAAUUCCUUUGGAAGAAUCUGGUGAAUCUGUUGUGUCUUUACCAAGGGUGUGUCAUUUAUAAGUUAGCACAAUAAGACAGUUGUAUUUUCAUAAGCUUGCUUAAAUGAGUUCUCGCGUUCUUCCCAACCUCACAAAGAACUUAAAUGUAUUGUGAUGCACUGAACUAAAUUAAGUGAUGUUAUGUUGUCAUGAUUACCUGUUGCAGACGUGGCACUUGUUUACCAAGUAAGCAAAUCAUUACACAAGUACAAAAACAAGCAGGGAAACAAAGAGGAUAUUGUUUAGUUAAAGUUCAGUAGUGUUUUGUGCAUCGUCUGUGCUUUGCUUGUGAAAUGGUAAAGUAGUUCGGACACAUUCCAUUCACGAA
Molecule: messenger RNA, 1855 nt
Organism: Scatophagus argus
Lineage: Eukaryota; Metazoa; Chordata; Actinopteri; Scatophagidae
Gene: letmd1
Product: LETM1 domain containing 1
Exons: 9
Coding region: 90-1175 (361 amino acids)
Biological process (GO): intracellular monoatomic cation homeostasis
Cellular component (GO): mitochondrial inner membrane
Molecular function (GO): ribosome binding
Source: RefSeq, a predicted model, not a curated record